AAAAACAUGACCAAAUCAAAAGUCACUGCAACUGACCUUCAUCAUUCCAACCAAACUACCCUUCUGUUCUCAUCAUUAAAACCAUGUUACGCACCACACUUUUUUCAACAUCCUUCAAAUUAAACUUCUAUUAAUACAUCCUCUCCAUCUUUCAUUCACAUACAAAGAAAAAGCACGCACCUUUAUGGUCAUGGUUGGAGCGUAGAAGAAAUCGAACAACAUGAUCGCAGGUUGUUUCAGUUUCAGACAACCCAACACAACUUCUUCUUCUUCAGGCAGCAGUUACUGUUCUCAAGUUCCUCAGAAUGUGGUAACAUGCAUAUACCAAACUCAACUAUGCAACUCCCCCACUUAUCUCACUCUCAGUUGGUCCAAAGCCCUUUUCUCUCACUCUCUAACGGUUUCCGCCGCAGAUGCCUUUUCCGUCACAAUUUCUCUUAACUCUUCAACAACGCUCUCUUUCUUCACACGCCACGGUGUAAAAUCCAUACGCCACCGCAAAAUCAAGCUCCACUGGAACUUCACGCGCGCUGAGUUCGCACAAAACUCCGCCGAACCGGAAUCGCGGUUCUACCUCGCGAUCACCCACAAUGGCAAGCUCCAAUUUUUCCUCGGCGAUCUUCUCCGCGAUCUAACCCGGCGGCGCAAGAUGUUGGGCAAGGGCGAAAGCGACAACCUCGUUGAGCCGGUUCUGCUGUCGAGGAGAGAGCACGUGUUCGGAAGCAGAUGCUACGUGUCGCGUGCGGUGUUCAUGGGGUCCAAGCACGUGAUAGAGAUCGAGUGCGGCGGCGGCGGGGGUGCGAUGCGCGUGAAAGUGGACGGCGAGACGCGGCUGGUGGUGAAACGGUUGGCGUGGAAGUUCCGAGGGUACGAGAAAAUAUUGAUCGACGGAAUCGAAGUGGAGUUUUAUUGGGACGUGUUGAGUUGGGUGGUUAACGACGACGGUGAGAAGAAGAAUGGUCACGGUGUUUUUGUGUUUCAAGUGGGGGACGGAGCGGUGUGGCCGGAAAUGGCGGUGGCGGAAAGGAAGUUAAUAAAGAAAAGCGUUUCGGGUUCAAGCGUGUUGCAGUGGGCAGAGGAGAGCAGUGAGUGUGGGAGAUCUUCGUGUUCUUCAUCCACGAAAUCUUGUGGUAGCAAUGCCACUGGUUUCUCUCUGUUGCUUUAUGCUUGGACCGUAAAUUGAUUCUUAUUCUGCUCAUUCUGCUCAUUCUUUCAAGGGAUUUCAACCUUUUACAGAUAUUGGAUUGCGAUUAUUUUGUUCGUAUAUAUGUAUGUAUACUCAUCUUCAUCUUCUUCUUCCUCUCUUGUACAUUGCUGCUGCUUCCCAUUACUGUAUUUUAUCCAUAUUCAGAAAUAAACCUUCAUAAAAUGCUUAUGAUUU
Messenger RNA from Vigna angularis (adzuki bean), 1381 nucleotides. RefSeq lists its product as uncharacterized. Lineage: Eukaryota; Viridiplantae; Streptophyta; Magnoliopsida; Fabales; Fabaceae. The transcript has a single exon. The record is from RefSeq and is a predicted model, not a curated record. Bases 221 to 1183 code for a protein of 320 amino acids.